Schistosoma turkestanicum is the source of this 2165-nucleotide messenger RNA. NCBI's taxonomy places the organism in Eukaryota, Metazoa, Platyhelminthes, Trematoda, Strigeidida, Schistosomatidae. The record is from the annotation of a GenBank genome assembly.
CGCUCAGUUUAAUCUCAAGGUUGGGGUUGGGUAAUUUUUGCACGUUUCGUGGUGAGUUUACCGAUCCGUAGUUAUCUUGUUUAUAGUUGUACAGCUUCCUAAAGCUUUCAAACUCGCAACUUAUUUUUUCUUAACAUCGAAAUAUUCUGCAAGCAUAUUCGGUUUAUCAUCUGUUUUCACUGUAAAGAUACUCUUUAUCUUUGUUCAUACUUUCUACAGCUCUUAAAAAUAUACUACAUCCUAAGUUCGAUUUGUCUCGUACAUAAAUCCAAUCUACUUUCUCAUUUCCAUCCCAUAUGGCCCUGUAUUUGAUUAUUUCUUCGCUGCACACGACCUAGUGUCACUGCUCACAAGAUUGUUAGCUGUGAUAGAUACUUUAUUCCUUCUACAUCCCAUGCUCAAUAAUUUUUUUAUUCUAAUAGUACAUCUAAGUUAGAAAUCUAUAUUGUACUCUGAAUGGAUGAAUUCGAAGAGUACAGAAAUCCUCUUACAAAGAGAUAUGCAAGCCGUGAAAUGGUUUGCAAUUUCGGUGAAAAACGGAAAGUAGUCAUUUGGCGACAAUUGUGGAUAUGGCUAGCUGAAGCACAGAAAGAACUUGGGUUCGAUAUCUCAGAUGAACAGAUUAAUGAAAUGAAAAUGCAGAGAGAUUCAAUCAAUUUCGAGAUUGCUGCAGCUGUAGAAAAGGCUCGAAGACAUGACGUGAUGGCUCACGUACACACUUUCGCGUUAGCUUGUCCAAUCGCUGCACCAAUUAUUCACCUCGGUGCAACAUCGUGUUUCGUUGGUGAUAAUGCCGAUUUAAUUAUGUUCAAGGAUGGUUUAAGUAUACUGUUACCAAAGGUUGCUAAAUGUAUUGACAGGUUAGCUAAAAUAGCUAUGUCGCACAAAAGUUUAAUAUGUCUCGCUCGCACCCAUCUACAGUCUGCUCAACCUACUACGAUGGGCCGUAGGAUAUGUAUGUGGAUACAAGAUUUAUUACUGGAUUUGGAGAAUCUUGAAAGGUUGAAGAACCACACAAUUCGUUUUCGUGGUGUUAAAGGUGCAGUAGGAACUCAAGCAUCUUUUCUAGAUUUAUUUCAAGGUGAUCAUCAAAAGGUUAUUAAACUGGACGAACUUAUAACCAAAAAGUCCGGGUUCCAGCGUUCUUGGAGUGUAACCGGUCAAACUUAUCCAAGGAAAUUGGAUAGUGAAAUAAUGAACGUAUUGUCAAGUAUGGGAGCAACCGUUCAUAAAAUAUGCACUGACAUACGACUACUGAGUAGUUUUCACGAGGUUGAGGAACCUUUUGAAACUGAACAGAUCGGUUCAAGUGCAAUGCCGUACAAACGUAAUCCUAUUCGUUCAGAAAGAGCAUGUUCUUUAGCACGUUACCUAAUGCAUAUAUCAACUUCCAUCAUUUCUACAGCAUCUGUUCAGUGGCUUGAACGUUCACUAGAUGAUUCAGCUAUUCGUAGAAUUGUUCUUCCAGAAGCUUUUCUUGCAGCGGAUGCAUGUAUUAUUUUAUUACAAAAUAUAGUUGAAGGAUUAGUAGUAUACCCAAUGGUAAUGGAGGCUAAUUUAAAUGCUGAGCUCCCUUUUCUUGUUGUUGAACGUAUUUUAAUCAAAAUGGUGUCUGAAGCCGCAGCUGACCGUCAGAAAUGCCAUGAACGCCUUCGCAAGCAUAGUCAUGAAGCUGCUGCAGAAAUCAAACUAAAGGGUUUAAAAAACAGUCUUCUGGAUAAAUUACUCAACGAUGAUUAUUUCACUCCAAUACAUUCGUUACUUCCAACUAUUUUAGAUCCAUCUUAUAUGAUCGGUCGCGCUGUUGAACAGGUGGAAUCAUUCUUAAACACCGAAGUUGAUCCAGUACUGUGCUCAUACAAAGAUUGUUUAGAAGGAAGCAGCAAUAUAACAAUUUGAUCUAAAAGCUUUCCAAAUAAUCACAUCUUUCUUGACAUCGUUAAAUGAUUAAUUUUUAUUAUGAAUUUUCACUGUUUUUCUAGUUCUUUUUAUUUUAAUAUAUAUUUGAUUUUGUUUCUUGUUUCAGUAAUAUCCAUUGGUUGAGUGCAAUUUUUAUUUGAUUUUCAUGAAAUUAAUUGUUAGGAUUCCCUGAUAUAAUGGCUGAGUGUUAAUUAGCCAAAUAAUGGUUAAAUUGUUUAAGUUAUCAAAUAUAGCUCUGUUAAUUA